Messenger RNA from Malaya genurostris, 6502 nucleotides. It is a transcript of the gene spir, whose product is annotated as protein spire. Gene Ontology annotation, biological process: Golgi vesicle transport; actin filament polymerization; actin nucleation. The coding region runs from base 1144 to 4419 and encodes 1091 amino acids. Gene Ontology annotation, molecular function: actin binding. The transcript has 16 exons. Lineage: Eukaryota; Metazoa; Arthropoda; Insecta; Diptera; Culicidae. The record is from RefSeq and is a predicted model, not a curated record. Gene Ontology annotation, cellular component: cytoplasmic vesicle membrane; cell cortex.
GUAUGGUGCGCAGUGCGGAUUUUGAUUGGUUCUCUUUUACAUCCAACGAUUUUCAUAUGUAUCGCGUAAAUCUAUUAUCGUUCUCGGUGAUAAUUACGAUUGUGCUUGGAAAAAUUUCGGCUUUAUCAAGUUAAUAUUUUUGAUUCCUGUUGGGUGAUUUGACUCAUGUUGAUGAAAACCCUUUCGAUAUCAGGUGUCGUGAAAUACUUCUUCGCAUGAUAGUGUUCUUUGCAAAUUGAAAUGCAACAGAAAUAAACAAGUUUUUCGAGAGUUUUGUUUGUUUGGAUCAGUUACCAACACAUCACUGGCAUCCCAUGUGAUGUGAGCUGCGAUUUAUGCCGUAUUGGAUUUUCAUGGCGAUUUGCAUACAGCCGAAUCUGUUAAUAUCGAGCAAAAAAAAAAACUAGUGCUAGUGCGAUAGUGAAAGAAUUUCCUGUCGAAAAAGUUACUGCUUGCUUCGGAUUACAUUUAUGUGUUGUUUCGUAUCACAAGGUGGAGGACAGUGCGAAAUUGUGUCUUUCUAGCUAAAAUUACAUGGCAGUUUGUUCAUCUUGCGGUAGUGUCAGAAUCAGGAAGAACGCGCCUGCCGCAACAGAAAUUCUCUCGGAGUAGUGUUAGUGGUUGUGCUAUCCGUAUGGAGAAUCGAUUUCCUGGGAAAAUGUGGAAGUAAUUGAGUGGUUGCUUUGCACCACGUGAAAAAAAAUAGUAGUCCGGCUGUGGGAAACAAAAUGUCAAAAAUUGACAUUUGUCAGUCGAAAUCUGUGGCUUUUGUUGGUAUCGGUGUUUGUACCUGAUCCUGAAGGCCUACAUGCGUUAUCGCCUACGUGAAACUUGCUUUUGUGAUAAGAAGAGUGUAGUGUUUAUUUUUGAUAGCAAAUCAGAGUAGCAUCAACCGUAAAGAGGAGACUAUUUAUCUGUAGAGAGUGUGAUUCAUAGCGUAUUGUUUUCGCUGUUCGCAUGUGUAGCAGCAACUACGGAGAACCGAAAAAGUUGCAGUUCAUUAUUACAAUGAGUGCUGGGGCCCAUGAGUUUCUGUGCGGCCUGAGGUUCCGAAGAGUCGUUCUAUAGGAUACUUUCGUAUCAAGUGAGAGGUGAGACAGGUCGUAUUCUGGCUUACCGACUUAGUGAGACCGAGAGUGCGAGAUGGCAGAGCAAUCCACCCGGUCGGUUCCGGCUUGCCCUCCUUUGCCAAAAGGACUGGUGGGUGCCACUCGAAAAGCACCACAACCACAGUCCGAGAAGGUGAACAGGGUUUCGACGAAUUCAUCCGCUACCGACAAAAGUAGUUUAGUGUUGGUUCCUUGUAAAUCAAACAGUGCACGUCUGAUGGACGGUGAUCCUGACCGGUUGUCGGUUACGCUGGAAGAUGUACUGAAAACGUUCAACGCACCCAUCUCCGAGGAUCAAGCCUGGGCGUUGAUAUACCAGAGUGCCCGUAUGUUCAAGGCCAAGUUGCAAGAGACCAACUGUCGAUUGCGGGAUUUGCGAUUACCGGUCGAAACGCGACAUCUGAAUGUGCACAAGGACGGCAGCUGCUUCGUGACGGUCGGUGAUAAAGACAAAAACUUGUACGUGGCAUCGUCUCAGAAAAAGAUCCUACUGAAACUCGGUAUUGUCGUCUACACCGCACUUGACUACAACCUGCCCUCGAAUGAAGACUGUCCCAUGUCGCACGAGCUGGAAGAGCUGAUCGACUUCAUGACAGCCGACGACAAUGACGAUGAGGGCAUCGAACAUGAUUCCGAAGAACCAAUCACCGACGAAGAUGAAGCCGUCAUCAUGGCAGAUCAUGUAGAUGGCUUGGCGAUGGCUUCUGACCAUCGGCAUCAGUGUAAUGGAAACGAUGGAGGUCCUCCAGGUAAUCGUAGGGGAGCCGUACAAGGGAGCGAAAAACAUCAACACAUCGAUAGUAGUAAGAAACAAUCACAACAUGAAACCAAAGAAUUGGAUCACGUACUGGCGUUCUGCUCGUCACGUGUGUCCCCCUCCAAACCGGAAGAUCACUACCGGGCCGUAUGCCGGGCGUUGGCUACCGAAACGCUCGAGCUAAGAACGUUCCUACAGCGAGUAUGUCAGGGAGAUGCGGAAGUGCUGCGAUUGAAGGCCCAAGCGGAAACCUCCGGCAAGGAGCUGGAAAAGAUACACUUCAGCGACUGGUCGGACGACCUCAGGAUUUGGCAAGCAUUGCAAGCACGCUUCUGGAUGCAGGUGGUAGACGAACUGCGGCGGGGAGUUAGACUGAAAAAGAUCAACUUCUCCCGAACGCCGAUCGAGUACGAGCUGACGCCAUACGAAAUCCUGAUGGAGGACAUCCGUUCCAGAAAGUACAAUCUUCGCAAAGUGAUGGUCGACGGUGACAUUCCACCGAAGGUGAAAAAAGAUGCUCACGCAGUCAUCCUUGAGUUUAUCCGAUCACGGCCACCGCUUCGGAAGGCUUCGGAAAGGAAACUUGCUCCGCAACCUUUGAAACGUGUUGCCUGUCCACGGGAGCAGCUGCUCGAUUCAAUCCGGAAAGGACGUGUGCUGAAACCGGUGCAUCCCAAGCUGAAAACAAGACUUUUACCAACCACACAAAUAGAUAGCGUAAAAAAAUCAUGUGAUGAAAUAGGAAAUAGUAGUAGCAGUAGUAGCGGUAGCAAUAGUCAUAGCACAACAAACGUAUCGUCAUCAGCUGCACCUGCAGUGGCAACGGCUAAUGCAUCAGCGACCAAGGGAUCCGCUAGCAGCAGCAGCACUGCUAGGGCGACACCUGCAACGAUGGCACCGAGUAAAUCCUCCGUAUCAUCAUCCCUCUCAACGAUGUAUUUCAACUCACCAAGGAACACACUAAGACUGAUUCCAGUAGAUUUUUCACUGUUUGAGGAUGAUGAUUUCAUAAUCGACACGGCAGCGAACGGGGAAUUCACGAACGGAAGUGCCAGUAGUAGCAGCAGCACCAGUCAACCGAGAGCCAAUGGAAUCGCUGGCAACGGAUACGGCCGUUAUGCAACACUGGCUGCCGGCAGUAAACGCUACGGCACCGGAACCAGUGACGCCAGUACAAAUCUCAUCAACAAUGAGAACAAUCAGAACAAUAUCAACACCGUUCUGAGGCGGACAAAGAAUAUCAUAACACAUGACGAGUACCAUAGGUUCUGUGAUAAAGCACUUGAAACGUACGACUUGGCAACCCAAUGUGAGUCGCGUCGAGCUUCCAUGCGGAGGCACACCAUCAUCGGUUGUAAUCAGAACUACAAACUGGACCCACUGAGUAGUCAAUCGAUGCCUCCUUCGCGACCAGCAUCCAGACAAUCCGACCACGGACAGAACCAGCCGCAGACACAACAGCAACAGCAGCCGCAGCAACAGCGACAACAACAAAUACAGCCAAGUCGCAUUAUUAACGGAAGUAGUCGGUUGGCGGGGGAUUUGGUGAGUAGCAGCAAUGUUUCCUCACUGGACACCUGGACCAAAAACUCACUGGACGAACACCAGUGGAGGGACACCUUCAAUCUCAAUGAUCGACUUUCGCUGACUCUGGAAGAGAUCGUUCAUAUCCGGUCAGUUAUGACGAAGGCCGAACUGGAAGGCCUCCCGGUCGAUGUGCAUAUCAAGGAGGAUGUGGAGAAACGCAAAGUUUGCUUCCUUUGCCUGCGAACGCGCUUUACUCUGUUCGCCAGGGGGAUCCUGUGCAAACUUUGUCAGCGAACAGUUUGCAAUAAAUGCAAUCAAAAGAUGCGAAUACCGACGGAACAUUUUCGAAAUGUCCCGGUGGUUCUGCUUUCACCCUCGCUGAUGAGCAGUCCGUGCACCUCGAACACCCCGUCGCCAAGCCACCAUGCCCACGGAGGUUCCGGCCCGCACAGCAUGGUGGAUGAAUCGUUUCCGCGGUCACUGAUGGAGCGACUGUUGCGGCCCGAAUUAGACCGAAAGAUUCGCAACACAGUCGGCAGUGCUCCAUCGUCACCAAAGAAUCAGCGUUCGGCCUCCAGUACGCCGGGUACGAGUUUACAGGGCGAACCUCUGUCACUUCCCAGCGCUACAACCACAAACGGUGCCAAAAAUAGUACGACAACGAGCAGCCAGCAAACUGCCGCCGGCCAGAAAAGCUCCCUGAUGUCCCGUAGCAUGGAAGGCCCGCACAGUUUACCACCGCAGAGUCCUGCGCGACCACACUCCAACAAUAGCACACUGGAUCGAAGUACUUCCAGGACUCGGUUCGCCAAAGCAUUCACCCUCACGGCAGCGGCGGCUGCUGGACAAAGUUCUGCAUUCGAUCCCCAAAAGGAACGGCUGACCGGUGAACUGAUGGCCGUGUGCAACGACUGUCGCAGCCUGGUGCUGGAGAUUAUUCGAUCGUCGCGCCAAACGCGAUCUUCUGCGCAAAAUCAAGCGCUUCGAAAUUUGACGCUAGAUCUGUCACCCGUCUACAAACGCUGAGACGAGAAGAAACCCUUCCAUCGUACCUAAAUCAGGGGAGAGGUGGAAGGUGGGAAACUACGUGAAAACUCGAUCUUUUGUUCUUGUGUUUUUGUCUGUUUUUGUCUCUGUUUCCACCGUUUCGGUGCCCAACUUUCAGGAAUUCACUUCUCGAGAGGUGCUAACUGCUAUAUACCUUCGAACCUUUGAACCCGAGAAACUGAACAAUUGUAAAAAGCGAUUGAAGUUUAUUUAAUUUAUUUAUUGCUUAAUUUAUUGAACGAUCUCUCAUGUUUCGUGCGCGCACAAUCGCCAUUAAUUUUUAAUUUUAAGUGAGUUUGUUCCUGCAGCGGAUGAUGAAGUGAGCAACGCAUUCGAACAUGCUUUCUCAAGCCGGGAUGGCAAACAAGAGACGGAAAGAUCUCUUAGAAUUAAAGAUUUUUUAGGCUGCUUUCUUUAUUUUUUGAACAAUUUGAACACGGUUGAAGUAAACUAUUAAUUCUUUUAUGUGUAUCUGGAAACGUUCGCGUUUCUUUGGAUUUGAUUUUUCGUUACCGAAGUUACUCUCUUGUUAUUUUUUUUUUGGCUUAUCAUACGGACACAAUCAAGCAGCUUCCGUUUGUUCCUUCUUUAGCAAAAGUAAAUUUAUAUACAUAUAUCAAGUUGUUAGAACACACAACACUAAUGCUAAUGUUGAAGACAGUGACUUUAGUGCAACCUGGUUGCUAAAAUAGACCCAAUCGGGAUGAAUGUCGGAAGAAGGCGAUAUCAGUUGUAAAAAGUGUAUUAGUUAUAAAUAGCCGUGACUUGUUGGAGUAAUAAAAAAAAGAAAAAAAUAGUAUCCAUAGAGUGGAAUUGGCAUGGAAUAAGGAUGACGUAUACGAUUAGAGCAUUUGCAAAGGUCUGACAUAACACUGGGCUGUGUAUAAGUACUUCCCAAUUCCCCGACUUUUACAAGCAUUCUAAAUUGUAACUUUGUCCCGGAUUGUUACGUGGAAAAGGACUUUUGGUACACCAUAGGUAUUUAUUAUCAGACAGGUACCUUCCUCGACUUUUGUUCCGUUAAAUUAUUAAAUUUCGUGAUCAUAACACAUUAGAACGUGGGAAAAGGGUGACUCUCAUUUGGACGUAUAAAUAGAAGAAACGGGAUUCAAAGUAAGAAUUAGGUGCUAGCAACAAUGUGACAUUGCGGGAAAUAAGUCCACUGGUUCUACCCGUUGACGAUAAGUAGCUUCGGUGUCCUUAAGGCAGGUAUGUUACUACCAAAUCACAAUAAACCUUUUAAAUCGUUAUCAAAUAUCUAGCCGUUCAUUCAAUCCAAAUAUAAACGAAAUUUAUCAGACUUCAAAAUGAUAGAAAAAGGAAACGCUUCCGACAUGCGGAAUAGAAACCAGUUCGACCAAGCGUAGAUAGUUCUUGAUAGAAGAAAACGUGUACUGUAAAAAUGGUUGAACUCGGGAUCGGCUACCGUGGAUUUUAGAACAUUAAAACAAACCAGUUUGGGGGGGUUCAACCUUUUUUGCAGUAAUCCUGUUCCAUGUACCUAUCUAUCUAUAACCUCCUGAAUAACCACGAUAGACUUGCAUCAAAAUAAACACAAUCUCAACAAUCCUACCUAAUCAGUAAAUCAAUUCCUCAACAUUCAACGGAUUUCGUUGAUGAAUGAAUAUCAGAUACUCAUAUAUUGAUAAUUUCAACCUUCCACUUUAGUGUCACAGUCCUUUCGUCUUCUAGAUAAAUUAAGCAAGAAACAGAAAGAAACACAAACUAUGUUAAUUUUCCACCUGUCUCUAGUUUAACACAAACUUAUGUUGCUAUUGUAAAUAACAAAAAAAAACUCCUCUAAUAGUAAACAUUUAAUUGAUAAACAAAGUGUUGAAAUAACAAAUCGAUGGUCGCUUUUACACAAUUAAGUCUUAGUUUUUCAAUUUAGUUAGCUAUAGUUAUAAUACGCAAUGCCUAAAGCAAAAUAUUAGUUUUCCUAAUGUUUCACAGUAACCGAACGACUACAUCAUACUGAUUCAUGAAUAGUUACAGUUUUAACUAGAAUAAUGCAUAUAUCAAAGAGCUGUUGAAAUGAGAGAAAAUAUAAUAUGAAUACUAA